AUGAGGAUGAUCGAGAGCGUCGACCCUGCGGCGGGCGCGUCCGGCGAGGAGCUGUGGGCGCGGAUCUGCUCGUGCCCGCCCGGCGGCGCCGCCGCCUUCGCCGACUCCUUCGCCGAGGCCUCCGCCGAGGCGGGCGGCCCCGGGGCCGCGGCGGGCGGCGGCGGCGCCAAGGCCUGGGCCCCGCUGCAGGACUCGCAGCUCUACCUGGCCUCCCUGGAGAGAAGACUGAUGCGAAUUAAGGGCUUGUCCCAGGAGGUGACCUCCAAGGAGAUGCUGCGUACGCUUUCCCAGGCCAGGAAGGAAUGCUGGGACAGGUUCCUGCAGGAGAAGGUUGAGUCCGAAUGUUUCCUAGAGGGACAUGAAUCUGAUGAGAGCACACUGGAACACCUAAAGCGGUGGCUGCAGCCUGAUAAAGUGGCAAUCAGUACUGAAGAAGUCCAGUGCCUCAUCCCUCCGGAAUCCCAGRCGGAGAAGCAGGAGACCGAGGAAGAGCCUCCUGGAGCGGAGCAGUGAGGUGCACGCCAGUCACGCCACACAGCUGCCUCUUGCCCUAAUCCUGUUGCAGUUGUUGGCAGUUACAGUAAAAACAAGUUGGGGUUGAGGGACAGUGCCAAAUAUUGUUAGUUAAACCAGUUAAAAAAUCUGUGGAGCUGCAGGGCUAGUGACUGGUGGUUGUUAUUUGUAAGAGUGAAAUGCCCAUGACACACAGUGAGCGCUGAACUCGGGUCCUGCAUUGAUCUACUCCCAGCCUGUAGCAGCCUAAUGAUUCCAGUCCCAAUGCGAAUUGUGUGUAAAUCAGCAAGAGAGAUAUUGAACAAAAAGAAAAGCAGCUGUUGAGAAGCAUCAGAAAAUACCGCGCUCUAGAAUAGAACAGAUAAACUGUGGAAUUAGUUUUUCCUCCUGUUUUGUUAUGAUACUGGGCACGUUUUUCCUUGCUGCAAAGGACACAGUGGUGCUCUCGGUAUCUGUGUUUGGGCUGGCUCUGAGCUGUCUGGAGCAGGAUAGGUAUUUUUCAUCUAUCUGAAUGUGGAGUCCUAAAGGAACUGUCAUUGUCAGAAUUGAGCAGAUAUCAUUAUUGAAGGCUACAGAAGGCUAUUUAACAUUCCUCUUUCUAACAUACCCUCUUGGAACAUCCYACUUCACUGGUCAUCCAAAUCCUCUAUAACAGAAUAGACUGGAGAGGGAAUAAUUUUGCGUUGCUUGUCCCUUUUUGUCCCUUGCUUUUCUGUCUUUUAGUCUCACUGAGAAAGGGACAGAUGAGAUUCAGUAUUCAGGAAAAUAAGUGUUAACCACACGGACUGCAAAUAACUUAUUUUCAGCACAGGCUUGCAGAGGGUUGUCUGACUUGAAAUGUGCUGCCAUGUACAUUUCUCUGUCAUCCCGUUUAGCUCUGCAGAGGGUUCCCAUCACUAAUCAAAACAUCUGUAAUUAUGAAGUGGUCUAAGACUGACUCUGCUUUAAGCUGUGCUUUCCCUCCUAACAUUAACACCAAAGGUCAGUAGAGGGAAGCAACCUAYGUCUCCUGGUGGGUAAAGCUCUUUAGACAGAACCUAUAGGGUGAUUCUGGUAGCUUAUGUGGACUAGACUCAUAUUCAAGGUAUAACUGUGUGAAAAUACAUUUUUAAACUAGCUCCUUGAUAUAUUUUCAUUGCUUUUUGUCUCUGUGCAGUUACAGACGGUGCUGUUGUCUCAUUCACUAUGACCCUAUUGCUGCUUCUGCCUGUGAUUUUCAGUGUUGUGACUUGGGGCUUGUCCCCGUGAUCUUCUUAAUCAGUGUAACUGCCUACCUCAACCUUACUAUUCACAAAGUAAGAUACACUCAKAGUUCUCCAAGUGCAUUCUUCAUUAUCCAUUCUCUGAUGAAUUCUAUUCUCUAUACAUUCUUCAUUUCUUCAUUAGGGCAAGCAUACACUUUGAGAUUUGAGAAAUACAGUGAAUCAUCUGAAUGUCAGCCAGUCUGCCUUGUUGGAGGGCUCUUUUGUCUUCUUUUAAAUGUCCUUGUUAAUUUUUCUGAGGUUCCUGAUUUGUUGUGCAUUCAAAUACAGUCCUGUAUAGACCCUACCUCCCACUGCAUUGUCAGGCUGUAAUGAAGACACUUCUGAGUAUAUGCCAGAAAUAGCAUGUGCAAGGAGAGAAAAAUGCAAUUUUCUUUUUUUUUUUCUGUAACCAUGCUGUUUUCUAGUCAGUACAUUUCCCUUUUGUGAUUAUAAAUGGAUGUGAACAUGCUUUACAUUAUCUUGUCUCUCCCCAUUAAAAUCGUCUGAGUUAAAAAAAGCUUUUCAAACAACACUACCAAAACACUUAACAUUUUAGAGCCACAUAACCUCUUCUGCCUUUGAAAAAAGUGAGCUUAGAGAAAGCAGUACUGACUCUUUCAUGUGAAAACAGCUCUGAAAACCCAAGAAAAAUGGUUGGUAAGAAUUGUCUCAAUACAGAACAUGAAACUACGAGUCCGUUGCCUUUUCAGUGAUACCCGGUCAAGACAUAUUUGCGAGUCAGUGAGAUCUCUGUUUGGAAAAAGGGGAAGCUUUUCCCCUUUCCAUCUGCUUAGAUUUAUCCAAAAUGUGAGACUUGCCCCUUUGGGUAUCUUCUUGUGCUAGAAGAUCUUUUUAAAUGUAACAGUGAGGACUGGCUGUUCACUACCCCUUUGUGUUUGUAAAGCACCUUGUUAAAGGAUGGAAGAGUUAGACCUCUUGCAGACAUUGAUAAUUAUCAGCAGAUUCAAGGGCUUUCACUAAAAAACACCUGCAGAAAUCAGCAGUGAGCAGCCCGGUGCCAGAAAGUCAAGCAAGGGAGAAGGGGUUAAAUACUGUUCCUGGCCAUCUGCAGAAUAUACAUAUAUAUAUUUUUAUAUAGAAAAUUAAGCCUUCUAAAAGCUGAGUGUCUUGAGAUUGACAUUUAACUAUAGACCUAGAGACUGUACUCAAAACAAGGACUACAUUAAGCUCUGCCUCUUUACAGUCUUGCUCUGAAAGCUGACAUAGGUGACUCAGUCCUAUAGUUCCCCCUUGGGACGCAUAGACUUGGGGUUGCCCUAUACUUGAAUUGU
Messenger RNA from Nothoprocta perdicaria, 3049 nucleotides. It is a transcript of the gene CCDC32, whose product is annotated as coiled-coil domain containing 32. Gene Ontology annotation, biological process: cilium organization. The transcript is spliced from 3 exons. The coding region runs from base 1 to 513 and encodes 170 amino acids. The record is from RefSeq and is a predicted model, not a curated record. NCBI's taxonomy places the organism in Eukaryota, Metazoa, Chordata, Aves, Tinamiformes, Tinamidae.